This is a messenger RNA of Spodoptera exigua (beet armyworm), 3719 nucleotides long. NCBI's taxonomy places the organism in Eukaryota, Metazoa, Arthropoda, Insecta, Lepidoptera, Noctuidae. The record is from the annotation of a GenBank genome assembly.
AUGGGCGGUGAGCAAGGGAUGCAGCCCGGCUCGGUGGUGCACGGACGAUCGGAUCGGGCUGCGGCUGCCGGCUCUCAGUGUCGCUCAGAUCGCGGCGCGCGUUGGUCGUGCGUCGAGCGCGUGUGGAGUGAUGUCUGCGAGAUGAGGCUGUCGCUGGUGCUACUGUGGCUGGGCGCGGCGGCGGCAUGCGGCCCGAGCCGCGGCUACACCCGCCGCCAGGGUGCGCGCCGCAUCUCACCCCUGGUCUUCGGUCAGCACGACCCUAACAUUAGUGAGAACAAGAAUACCGCCAGUGGACCUCCUGAGGGUCGCAUCACCAGAGACGACGAGAGGUUUAAAGACUUAGUGCCGAAUUAUAAUCCGGACAUCGACUUUAGGGAUGAUGAGGGGACCGGUGCUGAUCGCCUCAUGACACAGAGAUGCAAAGAGAAGCUGAACACGCUGGCGAUCAGCGUGAUGAACCAGUGGCCCGGUGUGCGGCUGCGUGUCAUCGAAGGGUGGGACGAGGAGAACUCGCAUCUAGAAAAUUCUCUACACUACGAGGGCCGCGCAGUCGACCUCACCACCAGUGACCGCGACCGCUCCAAGUACGGCAUGCUCGCGAGACUAGCAGUGGAAGCCGGCUUCGACUGGGUCUACUAUGAAAGUCGAUCGUACAUACACUGCUCCGUCAAGACAGAGUCUUCCGCGGGAACCGGUGCUGGUUGUUUCCCUGGAGGAGCUAUGGUGUACACAGAGAAGGGCCCCCGUGAUAUUUCUACGAUACAAAUAGGAGACAAAGUGCUGUCGGCUUCAGACGACGGCAAAAUGGUUUAUUCUGAGGUAUUAACUUUCAUCGACCGCGAUCCAAACGCCACGCGGCAGUUCAUUGAAGUGACAGCAGAGAAUGGUGUGACGAUCACGACUACUACGUCGCAUCUACUGCUGCUAGCGGCGGCUGACGGUUGGCGGGAGUCGUUCGCGUCCAGUGUCCAGAUCGGAGACGUACUCCUGACGAGAGGGUCGGCCGAUGUCAUGCGGCCGUCCAGGGUCGUGAAGACCCGUAUGUUGUCGAAGCGCGGAGUGUACGCGCCUUUGACAAGGACUGGCACAAUCAUCGUGGACGACGCAUUGGCGUCUUGCUACGCGAUGGUCCGCAGCCAUUCGCUGGCGCAUGCGGCGAUGGCUCCACUCCGGUGGAUGGCGCGGUGGAGCGGGUCCAACGAGCUGCCGCGCGGCGUGCACUGGUACGCGAGCGCUCUCUACUCGGUCGGGGACUUCGUGCUCCCGACCUCGUAUAGGUAUCGCUAGCGCAGUGAGUGAGUGCUGACAAUAUGUGGUCGGUGUGAGAACAAACCGCGCGCGGGACGUGCACAAGGACACUGUUGUAAAUAUCGAUCGUGUAAAUAGUAGAGUGAGUAUGACAGACUACGAUAUGUAAAUACUUGGGCCGCGAACAUUAAAAUGUUUAAUAUUAUAUAUGCUCGUCGUUAACGAGCUUUACUUACCCUCAUUGGAAUUUAUUUAUUAAGUAAUUUAAGAAACUUUUUGCAAAUUUUGCAUAUUAUUUAGUUAACUUACGAAUAUUUUUUGUAAAUUGUAUCGGUAUUGUUAUUCUGCACAAUGCAGAAAUACUUAAAUGUAUGCGCUUAUGUUAUUUUAAGUUACUGUAUAAAGAUUAUGAAUAAAAUUAAUUCACUUCUUUAGCAAAUCCGAAGAACAAUAUUUCUGUAAUCAAGGGUUUUGAUUGCAACAGUGCACAGUGUUCGUAUGGUCGGUACGAGAUUCAGCUGUAACCAGACAUUCCAUAACUCUAAUCCUUCAUCUACUUACACACGUUAGGAAUGAUGAAAUUGUGAUCUUGGUACCUAAAAACGUGCCUUAAGAUUUUAUUUAUUGUUAUUUAUAAGCUAGGUGUCUAUUUAUGAAUUGACGAAACUAUUUAGGUCUAACUUAUUCUAUUAUGUCCGAUACCGUCUUUAUUUCUAAGUGACUAUUUAUUUAAUACUCUUAAUAAUCUUCCAAGUUUUCUUUCAACGCUUGACAUCGUUUAUUGUUUGCUUUAAUUUCAAUGUAUCUUUGUUGUUUCUCUAACAAUGCAUGACUUGAUGAUAGUACUAAUCCUCGCGCGUGUUUUGCGGAUCCGACACGACAUGCGGCGACUUUAUAGAUCACUUGUUAGAUCUUGAACUGAAGUAUGGGUUCCUAUAGAUUGAAUUUAGUGGAAUGUUGUAAGACUUGUGAGUGCAACGAUAAUUUUUAGAAAUAAUUUCUUAGGACAAAAUUGUUUGAAUAAUAUUUAUUAUAUGAAACAUUCACAUCUGUGCUAAUUGCUAAUUGAUUGAUGUCAGCGACAAACGUUAACUAAACUUCUAUGUUAUAAAAUAGUAAUUAGUGCUUAUGUAGACUAUACUAACAAAUUUUAUAGGUACAUACAUAAAUCGGAAAGCUUUAACUAAUAUUUGGACAAUACAUUUAUGCCAUAUUAAUAUAACUUAGUUUAAAAAACUAAAUGCUAUACAGUGGGUGUAACAGUGUCGCCCUUUUCAGUGUAAAUCAGUGGAGAGUUUUAUUUAUAAUUUGAUAUCAUAAUAUGUUGACAGUCACCGUUGAAUAAUAAAUGUAUGAGUAGAACUAUCGAAGUUUUUAUGUUAAUGUAUUCUUUAUUAGCCAUCAUUCAACUACUUAUUGUUUUCGUUAUGGUCUAGCAGAUAAAUGGGAAUAAAGUUUAAUGAAUAGCCUGUAAUAGUAAAUGGUAAAGCAGAAAUGUUAAGAACAAAUAGUCACUCUUAAAGUUGUAUGUCACUCUGACGUCAAAGAGAAGGUCGAUAGUUCGUCAUAGUGCGAAUGUAAUAAUCAAACAAUACCUUAGUUGUGUUUUAGCUUUGUCGUUAAUAUAUACAUAUACCAACACAUGACUAGUUCAAACCAGUUUAUAAAUGCUGUUUCAUUAUUUGUGUACCAGGUUAAGUAGGAAAUGAAAAUUGUAGUUACAUUAUGCUUUCUCAAUGUAAACUGACGGAGCUUUAUCCCAAACUAAUGAAUGAUAAAAAUGAUAAUGACUUAUCAUUUCAAAAAAUAACGAAUGAUAUCUUUAGUAAAAUAGUAAAAAAUUUCGAUGGUCUCUACAAUACGGAAUUGUUUAACAUCGUCUGAUCUGAUCAUAAUUUAUAUAGUAUAUUUGUCCAUUUUGCUGAUUACGGUUCUAAAAGUAUUAUUAGAGAGGAGUUGUAUUGUUUGUCUUCUUUUUCUUUCUAUUCAUCCCAGUACAAAAAUAAAAAAGUUUGUAAUAAAGAAACACAAAGAUAACGGUUCACUUAAGGAUUAAAAAUUUAAAAAGUUAAGAUACUUACUCUUUUCCUUAAAUUUGUAAAAUAAUUACAUAUAAAUAAAGGCAGUGCUUUCUUUAACGAUUGACUCGUUACAAAUUCUGUACUUCCAAUACGGUGCUCAGGAAAUUUUAGGAAAUAUGUACCUAUUGUACCCAUUAAAAUAAGUGAAAAACAAUGUAUGAAACAACGAUACGUAAUUAUGCUUUUACACUAUUUAUUUAUUGACGUUAUAUUUGUAUUAAUAUAAAAAAGAUGGCGUUCAGUCUCCACGCGUUGGUUUGUAUGUGGACUACUGAUGUUUCAGAGCUUCUUGUAAAGAAAGUUAAUGUUGAGGACAUUGUUUGAUGUACCACUGUCGUAUUAUCAAAAUGUAUUAUAAUAUCAAAAUAAAUAAAAUGUUGGCUUUGU